This is a messenger RNA of Zychaea mexicana, 744 nucleotides long. RefSeq names its product nucleophile aminohydrolase. Bases 1 to 744 code for a protein of 247 amino acids. The transcript has 5 exons. Gene Ontology annotation, biological process: ubiquitin-dependent protein catabolic process. NCBI's taxonomy places the organism in Eukaryota, Fungi, Mucoromycota, Mucoromycetes, Mucorales, Lichtheimiaceae. Gene Ontology annotation, cellular component: proteasome core complex; proteasome core complex, alpha-subunit complex. The record is from RefSeq and is a predicted model, not a curated record.
AUGGCCGAUCGAUACAGUUUCUCACUCACGACCUUUUCGCCUUCGGGUAAGCUGGUCCAGAUUGAAUAUGCAUUCAACGCUGUUUCUCAGGGUGUGACCAGUGUUGGCAUCAAAGCUACCAACGGUGUCGUUAUUGCCACGGAAAAAAAGUCAGCCUCCAAUCUCGUAGACGAUUCGACUUUGGAAAAGGUAGCAAUGAUUUGCCCCAACAUUGGCAUGGUGUAUUCAGGCAUGGGCCCUGAUUUCCGUGUCCUGGUGUCCAAGGCGCGCAAGGCUGCACAACAAUAUAAACGGGUGUACAUGGAAGAGCCACCAACGCGUAUCUUGGUUCAAGAAGUAGCAAGUGUCAUGCAAGAAUAUACCCAGAGCGGUGGUGUUCGUCCCUUUGGCGUGUCGUUAUUGAUCAUCGGCCACGACGAAGUGACUGGACCCUCGUUAUAUCAAGUAGACCCCUCUGGCUCGUACUGGGCAUGGAAGGCUAGCGCAAUCGGAAAGAACAUGAUCAAUGCAAAGACCUUUUUGGAGAAGCGAUACAACGAAGAAAUGGAACUUGAAGAUGCCGUACACACUGCUAUCCUAACACUCAAGGAAGGCUUUGAAGGACAAAUGACGGAAAACAGCGUAGAGAUUGGCAUUAUUGGCGAAAGCACAGUGGGUGUGUAUGGUGGUGAGCGAAAGAAGAUGCCAUUGUUCCGGAAAUUGAGCUUGAACGAAGUUCGAGACUACUUGGCAAACAUUGCUUAA